AUGAUCCCUCCAUCCACCGAGUGGUUUGGCAUAUGUAACCGACUAGCCGUAUCAUUCCCUCGGGGUGAUUUUCCAAACGGAGGCCCCCGGGCAGAUGACAGCAAUGACAGAGCGUGGCCCGGGUCUAGGGAGAGCAGAGCUGACAUCGCCGCAGCCGGAGUGGAGAUAAGGAGGCAGAUCAAAGCGAGCGUCCUCCCGGCGAGUGGUGUGUGCCUAACAGGGCGAUUAGGGGUGAGUCAGCACCAAGCAGGAAGUAUCAACCGCCACUCCAAGCACAACCCUCCGCCCUCCCCCUAUAGACCGGAACAUGCUACUUAG
Molecule: messenger RNA, 318 nt
Organism: Nezara viridula (southern green stink bug)
Lineage: Eukaryota; Metazoa; Arthropoda; Insecta; Hemiptera; Pentatomidae
Source: the annotation of a GenBank genome assembly